Messenger RNA from Tarenaya hassleriana, 2091 nucleotides. Its product is annotated as phosphatidylinositol/phosphatidylcholine transfer protein SFH3-like. The coding region runs from base 210 to 1817 and encodes 535 amino acids. The record is from RefSeq and is a predicted model, not a curated record. NCBI's taxonomy places the organism in Eukaryota, Viridiplantae, Streptophyta, Magnoliopsida, Brassicales, Cleomaceae. The transcript has 14 exons.
AAGCUCGCCUGAAUCUAGACGAGAAAAAAUCCCGACAACAACGGCUGUUCCUCUCCCCUCUCUCUCUCUCUCCAUCUCUCUCGUAGAUAUCUCUCUCUGUCUUUGUUUGGGGGUUUAAGUUUUGGAGAGAGAGAGAUACACGGGAGAUAUAUACACCUCUCUUUCCCCCUUCUUAGGUUCUUCCCCUAUAGGCGAGCAGAAUUUUAAACAUGACGGACGUGAUGACAGGACAUCUCGAUCGACAUAACAAGCUAGAGUUUGAGUUGUCGGAAGAUGACAAGAGGACAAAGCUUGGAUCUCUGAAGAAGAAAGCCAUCAAUGCCUCGAACAAGUUCAAACCCUCUUUCACCAAGAAGGGCCGGAGAAACAGCCGAGUCACUUCUGUCUCCAUCAUCGAAGACGACAUCGACGCUGAGGAAUUGCAGGCUCUUGAUGCUUUUCGCCAGUCUCUUAUCUUGGACGAGCUUCUUCCCUCCAAACACGAUGAUCAUCACACGAUGCUUAGGUUCUUGAGGGCAAGGAAGUUCGAUAUGGAGAAGGCGAAGCAAAUGUGGUCCGAUAUGCUUAACUGGAGGAAAGAAUUCGGAGCAGACACCAUCAUGGAGGAAUUUGAGUUCAAGGAAAUAGACGAAGUCCUGAAAUACUACCCACAAGGCUACCAUGGCGUCGACAAGGACGGAAGGCCAGUUUACAUCGAGAGACUCGGCCAAGUCGACGCCACAAAGCUGAUGCAAGUGACCACGAUCGACAGGUACGUGAAAUACCAUGUGCGGGAAUUCGAGAAGACAUUCAACAUCAAGUUCCCCGCUUGCUCCAUCGCUGCCAAGAAACACAUCGAUCAGAGCACAACCAUCUUGGACGUUCAAGGAGUCGGGCUUAAGAACUUCAGUAAGGCGGCAAGGGAUCUCCUUCAACGUAUUCAGAAGAUCGACAGUGACAACUACCCUGAGACACUGAACCGGAUGUUCAUAAUCAAUGCUGGUCAUGGGUUCAGACUACUGUGGAGCACCGUCAAAUCUUUCCUCGACCCCAAGACCACAGCCAAAAUUCAUGUUCUUGGCAACAAGUACCAGAGCAAACUUCUUGAAAUCAUCGAUGCCAAUGAACUGCCGGAGUUCUUGGGUGGUAGCUGCACCUGCGCAGACAAUGGCGGUUGUAUGCGUUCAGACAAGGGUCCAUGGAACGACCCCGAGAUUUUCAAGAUGGUUCAGAACGGGGAAGGCAAGUGCACGAGGAAAAUCUUGUCAGACAUCGAGGAGAAAACAGUCUCAGAGUACGAAAUGACGGAAUCAAAGGUUAAGAAGAACAAAUUCGCUGACCUGAAUGAGAGGUUCAUCCCAAUGGUGGAAAAGACUAUGGAUGUUACCUGGCCGACAAGUCUCCACCACAAGGACCCUGCAGAUUGUUACACGAUGAAGCCGUCGGAGAAGAGGGGAGGGGAAGGGUACCUGUUCGGAGGGGUGAUGACGCUGGUGAUGGGAAUAGUGGCGGUGAUGAGGCUGACAAAGAACAUGCCGAGGAAGCUGACGGAGGCGACCACGUACGGAGGGAAGGUGGAGGUGUCGAGCGAGGAUUACAUGAAGAUGGUGAAGAGGAUGGCUGAGCUGGAGGGCAAGUGCAAGUUCUUGGAUUCUCAGCCUGUUUUCUCCCCGGAGAAGGAGCAGCUGCUCAACUCCGCUCUCAGCCGCGUCGACGACCUCGAGCUCCAGUUGUCCGAAACCAAGAAGGCACUGGACGAGGCGCUGUCAAGGCAACAGGAGAUACUCGCCUACAUCGAGAAGAAGAAGAAAAAGAAGAAGUUCUUCUUCGUGUUCUGAAAGACUUGCAGAGCUAUUAUGGCAGGAGCAAGUUCAAGAUCGGGCUUAACAUCUUGAGGCUCGUUUGUGUGCCACCCAGACACUUUUUUCUCCUUUUGUUCUUUCGUAAAUAUAUGUGUACUCUGGUACCUAAAGCUUCAUUUCCCAUUCAAUGUUUUGUCUCUAACACCUACUUGUAAGACACCGGGGGAUAUUCAUCAACGAGGACCAGAAAAAAAAAUAUGUAAAAUAUUAAAUUAUAUGUUAUAUAUAUAUAUAUAUAAUUACAUCAUAA